Penicillium argentinense is the source of this 963-nucleotide messenger RNA. Its product is annotated as NAD(P)/FAD-dependent oxidoreductase. Gene Ontology annotation, molecular function: oxidoreductase activity. NCBI's taxonomy places the organism in Eukaryota, Fungi, Ascomycota, Eurotiomycetes, Eurotiales, Aspergillaceae. The coding region runs from base 1 to 963 and encodes 320 amino acids. The record is from RefSeq and is a predicted model, not a curated record. The transcript has 2 exons.
AUGCUCAAGACCUACGACGUUCUCAUUAUAGGAGGUGGUCCAGCAGGACUCGCCAUUGCCACUGGUCUUGCCCGACAGCUCUAUACCUCUCUGGUGCUUGACUCGGGUGUCUACCGCAACGAGCGGGCAACCCACAUGCAUAAUGUUUCCGGCUUUGACCACGUUAAUCCAGCCAUCUAUCGCGCCAAGGCAAAGCAGGACCUCCAGAAGCGAUAUGAUACGAUUGAUUUUGUGUCUGCCAAAAUCCAAACUGUCCGAAAAGUCGCCGACUUGUUCGAAGCGGUAGAUGACCAGGGAAAGACCUACCAGGGACGCAAGCUAGCGUUAGGGACAGGUGUGAGAGACGUCGUUGAGGAGCAGGUCGAGGGGUACGCGGAGUGUUGGGGGCGCAGUAUCUUUCACUGUCUCUUCUGCCAUGGCUACGAAGAACGCGGCGCAGACUCCGUCGGUGCUCUCGCUACAGGCGCUCCUCCCCCCGAGGCGCUCGCCCAUAUCGCUAUGAUGGCUAAGCGACUCUCCAAGCACGUUAAUAUUUAUACCAAUGGAAAUCCUGAGCUCAUCACCUCGACAAAGGCAAUUAUCCACAGCAAUAAGAUUGCCUACGAUGACCGGAAAAUAAUCAAGUUCGAACACCGAGACGGUUCCGAGGACAAGCCACCCUUCGUAGUGUUGCAUUUUGAAGAUGGCACCUCCAAAAAUGAAGGAUUCAUUGUGAGCCGACCCCGCGUGGAGCAGCGUGCACCAUUUGCGGGCCAACUGGGCCUGGAGAUGACGCCGGCGGGGCAUAUCAAAUUAUCAACGCCGUUCAAUGAGACGAGCUUGCCAGGUUGUGUGGCUGCUGGGGAUGCAGGUGCCCCCCCACCCAUGCAUGCAGUUGUUCAAGCUGCGCAGAUGGGAACAUUUGCUGCAGUUGGAUUGGUGGCUCAGUUGCAGAGGGAGCUAGAUGAAAAGGACCAACUGUAA